AUGGCGCCCUUUGAGGCAAACCUCCCCGCGAUCCGCGCCUGCAUUUUUGACAUGGACGGACUUCUCAUCAACACAGAAGACUUAAUCACGCUGUCCGUGAAUGAGGUCCUUGACAAGUACGGAAGACCUCCGCUCACUCGGUCAAUUCGAGCGCAGCUCAUGGGUGUUCCAAACUCGACAAAUGGUGACAUCUUUCACGACUGGGCCAAAUUGCCCAUAUCCCGCGAACAAUUCGCACGUGAAUCGAGCGCAAAUAUGGGACUGCAUUUUCCAAAUUGCAAGCCGUUGCCUGGCGCGAGAGAGCUUUUGUCAAGUCUGAGUCGUGCGUGUGGUACAUCCUCUAAGAAAAGAAUCGAUAUGGCACUGGCAUCAAGCACCAAGUCCCAUACUUAUGAGUUGAAAACUUCAAGGGCGGAAAUUAAGGAUCUGAUUGGGUUCUUUCGGCCCGAAAGAAGGAUCCUGGGUGACGACCCACGCGUGCCACGGGGACGAGGAAAACCGGCGCCUGAUAUAUUUUUAGUCGCGUUGCGGGCGAUCAAUUUGACAAAAGACCCGUCUGAAAAAGAUAUCCUACCGAGCGAAUGCUUGGUCUUUGAGGAUAGUGUGGCUGGAGUUGAAGCUGGAAGGCGCGCUGGAAUGAGAGUUGUCUGGGUUCCGCAUCCCGAUAUGGCACUGGAAUACGAAUCGAGGCAAGAGGCCGUCUUCGCUGGGAGAACAGCGACCACCCAGGUUGGAGAUGACUGUCAGUUGGGAGAGGUCAAUGACGGCUGGAUUGAAACGAUCCCAACUCUGGAAGACUUUGAUUAUACUAAGUACGGCAUCACAUAG
Penicillium brevicompactum is the source of this 828-nucleotide messenger RNA. RefSeq names its product putative HAD superfamily hydrolase. The coding region runs from base 1 to 828 and encodes 275 amino acids. The record is from RefSeq and is a predicted model, not a curated record. Gene Ontology annotation, molecular function: phosphatase activity. NCBI's taxonomy places the organism in Eukaryota, Fungi, Ascomycota, Eurotiomycetes, Eurotiales, Aspergillaceae. The transcript is spliced from 2 exons.